CUGAAUAUGUUCAUCAUUGCAACCUCGUAACAUGGUGUUGCUUUCAGGCAACGGCGCUGGCCUUGACACCUUCGAGCCCGAGGACAUCACCAGAUUCUGCCACUUUACACCGCUCUGAUAACCUCCUCCGCUCCGUAGCUAAAUUUACUUGCGACAAUGCUUUGAUUAACAACCCGACUUUGCGACUGAAGUAUUGGCAAACGAGACAGGAGUUGUACUGCAAUCUGAGGGCUGCUCAUCUGAUCAGCAAAAUCUGUGUUGACUCCUCGCACAAUCCUCGUCCAACGCGCAACGCGCCUUUGAGCGCCACCCAUUCGAACUUCUCCCAUACGAUUGCAGAAGCAAUCACUUCUACAUUUGAAAAUGCCAAAAUUCUUCUGUGACUACUGCGAUGUAUAUCUCACGCACGACUCGAUGAGCGUGCGUAAGGCUCACAAUUCGGGUCGAAAUCAUUUGAGAAACGUGGUGGAAUACUAUCAACAGAUCGGACAGGAAAAGGCACAAUCCGUCAUUGACUCGAUCACGUCUUCAUAUGCCGCUGAGGGCCAAGCUGUUCCCAACCCUGCAAUGGCUCCCCCGGGCGCUUUUCCCCCACCGUUCGGAUUCCCUGGUCGCCCCGGUCAACUCCCACCUCCUCCGUUCGGCAUUCCUCCCCCCGGAGGGGCCAAUGGAGUUCCCCCAGGCAUGCCCAUUCCACCACCCGGCGGUAGAGGCCUCCCCUUCCCACCUCCCUUCCCCCAGCACCAGGCGGCGCCCCAGGAGGUUUUCCCCCUCCGCCUCUCGGCAACAUGCCCCCGGUCAAGGCUUUCCCCCGUCCCGCCACCAGGCGGCUUCCCGCCUAAUUUCCAGAUUCCUCCUCCUGGCGCUGGGGAUUCCCUCCUGUGCCUCCUCCCGGCCAGCCCGGUUUCAGCCCGAGCCCGGGGCCCGCGUGGUUUAACAGGAUGUUAUACGAAUGCAUUUAGUGGCAAUGAUUAA
This is a messenger RNA of Aspergillus novofumigatus IBT 16806, 975 nucleotides long. Its product is annotated as putative U1 snRNP complex component Yhc1. Bases 364 to 975 code for a protein of 203 amino acids. Gene Ontology annotation, biological process: mRNA splicing, via spliceosome; spliceosomal snRNP assembly; mRNA 5'-splice site recognition. Lineage: Eukaryota; Fungi; Ascomycota; Eurotiomycetes; Eurotiales; Aspergillaceae. The transcript has 7 exons. Gene Ontology annotation, molecular function: pre-mRNA 5'-splice site binding; zinc ion binding. The record is from RefSeq and is a predicted model, not a curated record. Gene Ontology annotation, cellular component: U1 snRNP; nucleus.